CGGAGAAAUGGGCCGGCCCUUGAAGGGGCUGGCCAGUGGCGGCAGCGGCGGCAGCAGCAGGCCGCCCUCCGAGGCAGCAGGUAGAGCCAGCGAGCGGCACUGCUGCGACUGUGCUGUGUCGCCCGCAGUUCCGCCCGGCGAGGCAGAGGAGCAGAGCGCUGCGUAAAAGCGCCGCGCAAAAGCGCGCCCGGCUCGGCAGCCGCAGGGAGGAGGAGAAGGAGAGGAGAGCGAGGGAGAGGAGGAGAUCGGCAGCGCAGCGGCGCCAGGCCUCCGUCGGCCCCGGCCCGGCCAUGGGGAAGGUGCAGCUCUUCGACAUCCGCCUGGGCGAAAGCCGCGUCGUCUACAGCCCUGGCGAGCCGCUGGCAGGCACCGUCACCGUCCGCCUGGCGGGCGCCCUCCAGUUCCGCGCCAUCAAGGUGAGCUGCGUGGGGUCCUGUGGGGUGUCCAACAAGAUGAACGAUUCGGCCUGGACGGUGGAAGAACAGUACUUCAACAGCACCCUCUCUUUGGCAGAUAAAGGGGUGCUGACGGCUGGUGAGCACACCUUUCCUUUCCAGUUCCUGUUGCCAGCGUCUGCUCCCACGUCCUUUGAAGGCCCCUUCGGGAAGGUCUUGCACCAGGUCAAAGCCGUGAUCGAGACGCCUCGCUUUUCCAAGGACCACAAGUGCAGCAAAGUCUUCUACGUCCUCUGCCCACUGAACCUGAAUGAUAUCCCCGAAAUUGAGCCGAACACCACGUCUCUCACCAAGAAAUUCAGCUACAAGCUUGUGAAAAGCGGCAACGUGGUCCUGACGGCCACCACGGACCUCAAGGGCUACGUCGUCGGGCAAGUCAUCCAGCUGCGGACGGACAUCGAGAACAAAUCUGGCCGCGACACCAGCACCAUUGUGGCCAGCCUCAUCCAGAAAGUGGCCUACAAAUCCAAGCGUUGGAUUUACGACCUGAGGACCAUUGCGGAGGUGGAAGGCUCGGCUGUGAAGGCGUGGAAGCGCGCCGAGUGGAAGGAGCAGAUCCUCGUUCCAGCCUUGCCUCAGUCCAUCCUGCAGGGCUGCAGCCUGAUCCACAUUGACUACUACAUCCAGGUUUCCCUCAAAUCUCCAGAGGUGUCCGUCGCUCUCCCAAUCUACAUUGGCAACAUCGCCGUGAACAGAGUCCCUCUCAGCCCGUCCCGAUCGGCCCCCCACAUCCCCUCGCCUGUGGUCCCGAGCGCCCCCCCGGAAGACGAAGAGGCUGCCGGCCCCGUCCACCCCAUGGACAACAUCUCCAUCCCCACGAAGAGCCACUCCCAGCAACAGCCGUUCAGCUACGCCCCCGGCUUGAGCUUCCAGGACGCGCGGCUGGACUCGGAGCAGGGUGCCUCCCCCAACCACCCCACGCUCUGCCUGUCGACGGGGGCGACGGUCCCGUAUUAUGCCGAGGGCACGGUCGUGCCGGUCCCCACGGCCGGUUCUCUCAUCUUGCCGCCGGAGUACAGCACCUGGGGCUAUCCGUAUGAGGCUCCCCCAUCCUACGAACAGAGCUGUACCGGCGCCAACUCCAGCCUUAGCAACGGCAAUUAGUCUUGGGCUCGUCCGGGCCGAUUCGGGAGCCGAUUCGGGAUUCUUGGGCUCGUCCAGGCCGAUUCGGGAGCAAGGACGGCCGAGAAGUUAUUGCCUGGAGGGCGGUCUCUUCGCAAACUCCCCGGCCACCGCCCAGCUGCCUUUGUGGAUGCCUUGCGGAAUGGUCUCUGUCCUUGUACUGUCCGACUUGCUGCUGUACUAUCUGAACACCCGUGAUGCCUUAUUCUGAGCCGCGAGGGAGUUUUGUACAGAUGGGCGUGGAUUCUUUCUCACUCUCUCUGUGUGUGUGUGUGUGUGUGUGUAUGUUUCUGUGUCUUUCUGGAGUCGCACUCCUUCUUCGUGGUGUGCGUGCGUGGAUGGGUACGCCCGGGUCCGAAUUGGUUACCUUUUAAAUUUACAUUUCAAUUGGAGCAGAAAACUGUCCGCUCCCAUCCAGGAGUCAACCAGACGAGUGCACCCUGUUCCGGUAGGGCGCCCCCGGAGACUAGAGCAGGUACUGCCGAAGGAUCGCGUCCCCGCGUUGGGGAGUUCCCGCAGGAAAACCUAGCAGAAGACACUGACCCUUCAGCGACAAGGCUCCCCUCUCACGUGGCGCCUGGGUCAGCCCUGGUUUUGGAGUCCGUGCACAGGCGUGUGAGGAAGAUGGCGUGGGCGUCUCGGUGCCGGGGAGUGACUCUCCGAAGGGCAAGCCAAUCCUGCCGUGAACAAGGUGCUCAGCCGCUUUGAGCCAGCCUUGGGUGGGAACGCCUUAUAUGACUUUUUUUCCUCCAUGGCCGCCUUAGCCGAUUGAGUCUUGCAAGGAUAGAAAUGGGCAGGUUGGUCCAGGCCAGAAAGAGACGCACCUCCGAGGCACUUUGGAUUACAGGUGCUUGUAGCAGCGCUUCCUUCCUUCCUUCCUUCCUUCCUUCCUUGCUCAUCUCCCCACCCCACCACUAAAAAAAACCUCUGCAGCUUUGGACGGGCUGGAAACUUCUGACAAUCACCUUUUGAGGCCUGACUGCUACCUCUGACUUCUCUCCCAAGGAGCAGGCCUGGAUUAUGGGAGCAGCACUUUUUAAAAGGAAAAAAAAGAAAAUGUCCUUGUUGUAAAAGAGAGAUCUUAAAGCUUGGGGUUGUUUUUUUUUCAGAGCGUGGAGGCUGCCCAGUGGCUUCCGGCCAAGAGAAUUCCGUUGGCCGCUCUCUGUCUGGUUCCGUAAGCGGAAGUCCCUUCUGCCACUUUUCCAGCAUGGCACCUUUUGAAAACGAGUCGGCCUGUUAGAGAGGCCCGUGUUGCGGCUACGGAGCUAGCAACGUCCUGGGGCUCAAAGGAAUUCUGAGGGUCGGUUUCUGACUUGAGCCCCCUGUGACGGCACGGGGCCAUCUGCCCACUACCGCUUUCCGGGACCGAAAACUUUCUGCUCGCCUCGCUUGCUGAGCUCCCGGCUGUUGGGCGGUCAAAACGAUACGGAGACAAAGGUUCACUCUCCUGCACCUAUAGGAUGACUAGGUCUUUCUUUUCCCCUUCCCUCUCUGUCCAUGUGUCUUUUGAUCAAUUUUAAUGGUGAAAAUUUCAAACACAAAUUUUAAUGUAUUUAAUAAAUUAUUCUGAGAAAAGCG
Hemicordylus capensis (graceful crag lizard) is the source of this 3155-nucleotide messenger RNA. RefSeq names its product arrestin domain containing 1 (gene ARRDC1). Lineage: Eukaryota; Metazoa; Chordata; Lepidosauria; Squamata; Cordylidae. The coding region runs from base 291 to 1559 and encodes 422 amino acids. Gene Ontology annotation, biological process: protein transport. The transcript has 8 exons. The record is from RefSeq and is a predicted model, not a curated record. Gene Ontology annotation, cellular component: cytoplasm. Gene Ontology annotation, molecular function: ubiquitin-like ligase-substrate adaptor activity; ubiquitin protein ligase binding.